This is a messenger RNA of Lathyrus sativus (Indian pea), 1443 nucleotides long. Lineage: Eukaryota; Viridiplantae; Streptophyta; Magnoliopsida; Fabales; Fabaceae. The record is from the annotation of a GenBank genome assembly.
AUGGAAACUCCCCAAAAGCCUCAUGCUGUAUUCGUACCAUUUCCAGCACAGGGCCAUGUCAACCCAAUGAUGCAACUAGCCAAACUCUUCCGUUGCAACGGUUUCCACAUAACCUUUGUCAACACUGAGUUCAACCACAAACGUUUGAUUAAAUCUCUUGGACAAGACUUUGUGAAAGGUCUCCCGGAUUUUCAGUUUGAGACUAUACCUGAUGGUUUACCGGAAUCAGAUAAGGAUGCAACACAGGAUGUUCCGCCGCUGUGUGAUUCGACUAGGAAAAACUGUUAUGGUCCAUUCAAAGAGCUUGUGAUGAAGCUCAGCACUUCAUCGCCAUAUCCAGUUACUUGCAUAGUUGCUGAUGGCAUCUCAGGCUUUGCUGGAAGAGCUGCGAAGGAUUUAGGCAUUCAAGAGUUACAGUUUUGGACAGCUUCUGCUUGUGGCUUUCUGGGAUUUUUGCAGUACGAUGAGCUUGUCAAAAGAGGAAUUCUUCCAUUCAAAGAUGAAAAUUUUAUUUCGGAUGGAACUUUGGAUUUAAGUUUAGAUUGGAUCUCUGGAAUGAAAGAGAUUAGACUAAAAGAUCUUCCAAGCUUCCUCAGAGUCACUGAUCUUAAUGAUAUUAUGUUUGAUUUUUUGGGUUCUGAGGCACGAAAUUGUUUGACAUCAUCAACCAUCAUUAUUAACACAUUUGAAGAAUUGGAAGGUGAGGCCCUUCACACCCUUAGAGCCAAAAACCCAAACAUAUAUCAUAUUGGCCCAAUUCACUUACUUUCUAGAAAGUUUUUAGAGUAUGAAAAUGGUUUUAAGGUAAAAGGUUCAAGUUUAUGGAAAAAUGAUUCAGAAUGCAUAAAAUGGUUGAAUAAAUGGGAAUCUUGUUCAGUCCUAUAUAUUAAUUAUGGGAGUAUAACUGUUAUGACAAAUUAUCAUUUGAAAGAGUUUGCUUGGGGAAUAGCAAAUAGCAAAUUACCAUUUUUAUGGAUAAUGAGACCAGAUGUAGUAAUGGGUGAAGAGACAUCAACAUUGCCACAAGAGUUUUUAGAUGAAGUAAAGGACAAAGGAUACAUAACUAGUUGGUGUUUUCAAGAUCAAGUUCUUGAUCAUCCUUCAAUUGGGGGAUUUCUAACUCAUUGUGGUUGGAAUUCUACACUUGAAGCAAUUUCUUCAAGUGUGCCUACAAUUUGCUGGCCUUUCUUUGCUGAGCAACAAACUAAUUGCAGGUAUUUAUGUAAUACUUGGAAAAUAGGGAUGGAAAUUAACCAUGAUGUGAAGAGGGAUGAGAUAACGGAACUUGUUAUUAAAAUGAUAAAAGGAGAACAAGGAAAAGAAAUGAGAGAAAAGAGUUUGGAGUGGAAGAAAAAAGCUACAGAAUCUACUGAUUCAGGAGGAUCUUCAUACAAUAAUUUUUAUAAAUUAAUCAAAGAGGUUCUUCACCACAAUGAUACUUGA